UACAAUUAGUGGCUGCAGUUUUGUUUCGUAACAUUUUAUAAAGAUGCGUCGUGUGGUGUGUUUAGUUUUAUUUUUUAAUGUUUUACUAUUUGUGAAAUGCGGGUAUCCACCGAUCGGCGACGAAGUAAUGGCUGGCAGCGUGCUGUUACCGGCCACCAGGCGAGGGCGGUACCUCGCUAACAUCGUGAGAAGGCAGGCUGUGGACGGCACAGGAAUCAAGUUUAACAAAGACGCAGAUCGGAUGAACGCCGAAGCCAAGAAGAAGGUGGAUGUUCUAUCAGACGAAUUACUGCCUUAUAUCAUAGCGGAGCAAGAGAGAAGAACAACGUUGUACAAAAGGAUCAUGACUGCUAUCCAAAACGGAGAGAAGGGGGUGACCAUCGCCGAGAUCAGGAAUAAACCGCCUUUAAUUAUCAAGAAGGGUUUAAUGUUCCGAUGUCCGUCCAAUCGGGCUCCGAAAGAGCCGGACGGAUCCGGCGUGAUAAUGUGCGAGGGAGACAUCGAACCCACGCCUGUCAUGUACGACUCCUGCCUCAGUGCAGAGGAUAAGGAACUUUAUGUGGCCGAGAAUAAGUACUUCUUUUGUAACCGUCACAAAGUGGAAGGUCCAGAUCUGCCCCGUAACGGAAGCACAGUGAUCGGAUGCGCCCCGGUGGAAAGAACAUCUCUGAACUACACUACCAGCAAAUGUGCUCUGGAAGAGACUGACGAUGUGGUCGUUCAUUACCGCUACUAUCCAGACAGGACAUAUAAAUAUGUGACGGAACUGGAUCCAGAUCAUGAGGUGUGUGACCACUGGAAUCCUUGUCAGAUCGGGUACAUCUACAGUCUACCAUCACCAGACCAGGCCACAGUGGCCAACGAAUUAUGGCGUAAGUACUCCUCAAAAAUUGUUGCGCCAUUGCCUGGUAAGAACAUCUAG
Messenger RNA from Galleria mellonella (greater wax moth), 922 nucleotides. RefSeq lists its product as uncharacterized. NCBI's taxonomy places the organism in Eukaryota, Metazoa, Arthropoda, Insecta, Lepidoptera, Pyralidae. The coding region runs from base 44 to 922 and encodes 292 amino acids. The record is from RefSeq and is a predicted model, not a curated record. The transcript has 9 exons.